CGAUCAACUAGCUCUUGCAGCUGCUGUAAUUACUGCUGCGGGAGAAAGUGGACCUUCUCCAGUCCGCGCGCCCGCCCUCCCCCAUUGAGGAGAGCCACCGCCUCUUUUCUCGUUCUCCUUAUACACGUAUUGCCGGGAGCGGCAGCAGCAGCAGUCCCUGGACUCAGCGCCGUCUCCUCUCAUUAGACGGCCGCUUUGCCGGUCAUUCCCGUAGCCAGGCAGCUGACGGCGCCCCCCUGCUCCUAACCGGCUCCUCUCUCCAGAUCGUCUGUUCCCUCCUCAUCCUCGCGCGGGUCCCACCACCCCACGGUCUCGCCAGGGUGGAGGACGGCUAGCAGGAGACGAGAGUCACCCUCCCAGGCGACGUCGGCCCCCUUGCCCGCGGGUGUGUCCUAUAAAUGGCGUCGGAAAGCGACACCGAGGAAUUCUUUGAUGCCCCCGAAGAUGUGCACCUAGGAGGCGGCUACCCUGUAGGGUCUUCAGAAAAGGUUGGAAUUUCAACAUUAGAGGAAACAGAGAACACUGCACACAAAGUUGGAAAUGAGUCACCUGUACCAGAAUUGAAACAAGAUGUGUCUAAAAAGAUUAUUGAAAGUAUUAUUGAAGAGAGUCAGAAAGUACUACAGCUUGAAGAUGACUCUUUGGAUCCCAAAGGAAAAGGACACUCUCUUCAGGCUACUGCCAGUCCUCUCAUGGCUGAAACAGAUCUUAGCAAUAUACCUGGACUGUUAGCCAUAGAUCAAGUACUACAGGAAGAUUCCAAAAGGGCAGAGAGUCAGAAUGCACUUGAAGAAACUGAAUUAGAGUCAAAAACAGAUUUUUCUUCUGAUGACACCUCUGAGAAGCCAGUGAAUGAAACUCCUAAGUUAACUGAAGUAAGUUCAACAGAGCAGCUUAAUGUGCCUGAAACUGAAACAGAAGCAUUGAACAAGGAAGUAGUGGAAAUCAAAGGAAGUGAUAUUCUAGAAUCUGCAUCCUCAAACUCCUCAUCGGCUAAAGAUUGUGCUACUGUGGAAGAAUUGGCUCCUGCCAAACCCCCAAGACAGCUUACUCCAGAACCUGAUAUAGUAGCUAGUACAAAGAAGCCUGUUCCGGCACGCCCACCCCCUCCAACUAAUUUCCCACCUCCUAGACCACCACCUCCAUCUCGACCUGCUCCACCACCAAGAAAAAAGAAAAGUGAAUUGGAGUGUGAGGCUCUUAAAACGCCUGAUCUGGAUGUUCCCAAGGAGAAUAUUACAUCUGAUACUCUAACUACGAACAUGGCUUCAGAGGGUACAAUCAAGGAUUCUCAGCCUUCUCUUGAUUUGGCAAGUGCUACCAGCGGAGAUAAAAUAGUUACUGCCCAGGAAAAUGGAAAAUCUCCUGAUGGGCAGACAAUAGCAGGUGAAGUGGUGGGCCCUCAGAGACCUAGAUCCAACUCUGGGAGAGAGCUUACUGAUGAGGAAAUUUUAGCCAGUGUGAUGAUUAAGAACCUGGAUACUGGAGAAGAAAUACCUUUGAGUCUUGCGGAAGAGAAACUGCCAACAGGUAUUAAUCCUCUUACUCUACACAUCAUGCGAAGGACGAAAGAAUAUGUAAGUAAUGACGCAGCACAGUCAGAUGAUGAAGACAAGUUGCAGUCUCACCCAACAGAUACUGAUGGUGGAAGGUUAAAACAGAAAACUACUCAACUGAAGAAGUUCCUAGGAAAAUCAGUGAAGAGAGCAAAGCACCUUGCUGAGGAAUAUGGUGAACGUGCUGUAAAUAAAGUUAAAAGUGUUAGAGAUGAAGUGUUUCAUACUGAUCAAGAUGAUCCUUCAUCAAGUGAUGAUGAAGGAAUGCCAUACACAAGACCAGUUAAAUUCAAAGCAGCACAUGGUUUCAAAGGACCUUAUGAUUUUGAUCAGAUAAAAGUGGUGCAGGAUCUUAGUGGUGAACAUAUGGGAGCUGUUUGGACAAUGAAAUUUUCUCACUGUGGCAGAUUACUUGCCUCAGCUGGACAAGACAAUGUAGUGAGAAUCUGGGCUUUAAAAAAUGCUUUUGACUAUUUCAACAAUAUGCGAAUGAAAUACAAUACUGAAGGACGCGUGUCGCCAUCACCCUCUCAGGAGAGCCUGAAUUCAUCAAAAUCUGAUACAGAUACAGGGGUAUGCAGUGGAGCUGAUGAAGACCCUGAUGAUAAAAAUGCACCAUUUCGACAACGGCCAUUUUGCAAAUAUAAAGGACAUACUGCUGAUCUCCUUGAUCUUUCAUGGUCAAAAAACUACUUUCUGCUUUCUUCUUCGAUGGAUAAAACAGUCAGAUUAUGGCAUAUUUCCAGAAGAGAAUGCCUUUGCUGUUUUCAGCACAUAGAUUUUGUCACUGCCAUAGCUUUUCAUCCAAGAGAUGACAGGUAUUUUCUAAGUGGGUCAUUGGAUGGAAAGCUCCGUCUUUGGAACAUACCUGACAAAAAAGUGGCUUUGUGGAAUGAAGUAGAUGGUCAAACAAAAUUGAUCACAGCAGCAAAUUUCUGCCAAAAUGGCAAAUAUGCGGUGAUUGGGACAUAUGAUGGCAGAUGCAUUUUCUAUGAUACAGAGCAUUUGAAAUACCACACACAGAUACAUGUCCGCUCUACCAGAGGACGCAACAAGGUUGGAAGAAAAAUUACUGGCAUUGAGCCUUUACCAGGAGAAAAUAAGAUACUGGUAACCUCAAAUGACUCCAGAAUCAGACUAUAUGAUCUUAGAGAUUUGUCACUUUCCAUGAAGUAUAAGGGGUAUGUCAACAGCAGCAGCCAGAUCAAAGCCAGUUUCAGCCAUGAUUUUAGUUACCUCGUUAGUGGCUCAGAAGAUAAGUAUGUUUAUAUCUGGAGCACUUACCAUGACCUAAGCAAGUUUACUUCAGUCAGAAGAGAUCGUAAUGACUUUUGGGAAGGUAUUAAAGCACAUAAUGCAGUUGUUACAUCGGCCAUCUUUGCUCCAAACCCAAGUUUGAUGUUGUCUUUAGAUGUGCAAUCUGAAAAAUCAGAAAGCGAAGAUGCUGAAGUUUUAGAUACCAUGUCCUCUGGUAUUACGAAGACAGAUAACACAGAAGUUCUUCUCUCUGCUGACUUCACUGGAGCAAUCAAAGUGUUUAUUAACAAAAGGAAAAAUGUAUCUUAAUUUGAAAUGUCAUUUAAAAUAAACAUAUCAGUAAGUUUCUAUAUGUAUCAGAACUGAAAAAAAUAUUAUAGUGUUUCACAGGCUAACAUCUUUUUUUUUUUUAAUUUUUGUUGGAAGUUGUUCAAAUAUAAUAUAUUUUUUGAGAGGCAGUGUUAAUGAUCUAGUUAACCCUGGACUGACAGACUAGAAGGGAAUGUGGCUAGAAUAACAUUGCCAGACAUUAGGCUUUACAUUUUGUUAUAUUUGUGUUUUUGUUAUAUAAUUGUGAACUUGCACAGGUUUCUGCAUGAAAAUAUAUUAAUAUAUUAAUCCCGUGUGUGUGCCUUUUGGUUACAUGCACUAAAUCUUAACAAAAUUAAAUUAUUUCAAUGGCUCAUUUGGCCUCUUAUUGGGGAAGGAGUCUUGUUUCUAGCUUAAACAAUUUCUUUUGCACAAGAUUUCAUUUUUUAAAAAAGUGGUAUCUUUUGACUGAGUUAUUGUUUUAAAAAUGUUAUAUAGGUUUUCAAUAGGUCAACAACCAUGGGUAAAUGGUUUUUAUAAAUUUCUCAAUUUGGGGACAAGAUUUUUCUUGUGGUCUAACUUGUGGACUUAAGAUUCUUUUCUUUGUAUGUGUAUAUAUAAUUUUUUUUGCCACACUGGAGCACAAUGUUUCUAUGUAAAGAAUUUUUUUCAUUCUUUAUCCAUGAGCACCAGGCUUUGCUCACUUAAAAAAAAUUAAGCCACAUUAAGGAGUGAGUCUUCUUUUUUACAAUAAUGUAAAAAUGAACUGUUUACAUUUUUUUAAAGCAUUGUAGUUUUAAAAACUAAGCCGUUUUGUUUUGUGUUGUUGAAUUUGAAAGCCUUUGCAAAUAUUGAUAUAAUGUACCAAUGAAAUAACAUCUGGGGCAAUGGCACCCUGAUA
Messenger RNA from Pteronotus mesoamericanus, 4023 nucleotides. It is a transcript of the gene WDR44, whose product is annotated as WD repeat domain 44. Gene Ontology annotation, molecular function: protein binding. The record is from RefSeq and is a predicted model, not a curated record. The transcript is spliced from 20 exons. The coding region runs from base 399 to 3122 and encodes 907 amino acids. NCBI's taxonomy places the organism in Eukaryota, Metazoa, Chordata, Mammalia, Chiroptera, Mormoopidae.